This is a messenger RNA of Xiphias gladius (swordfish), 4753 nucleotides long. It is a transcript of the gene baiap2l2b, whose product is annotated as BAR/IMD domain containing adaptor protein 2 like 2b. The record is from RefSeq and is a predicted model, not a curated record. Gene Ontology annotation, molecular function: protein binding. The coding region runs from base 2051 to 3655 and encodes 534 amino acids. The transcript is spliced from 13 exons. Gene Ontology annotation, biological process: actin crosslink formation; actin filament bundle assembly; plasma membrane organization. Lineage: Eukaryota; Metazoa; Chordata; Actinopteri; Istiophoriformes; Xiphiidae. Gene Ontology annotation, cellular component: cytosol; nucleoplasm.
AAAAAAAAAAAAAGGUUUUGUAAUUAUUCUUGCCAUUUAAUUGAAAAGCUUAUGCAUUUAAAUGUUAUAAAAACAAAAGUGGUCUGGUACAGGUUAAAAUGUGCAUGUCUUCAGGUGUGUAGCAAGGGGAGGAGAUUACGUGUUUGAGAUUCAGGUUAGUUUGACUUGUGUUGAACAAUUUUAGUUUUGUCAUGUUUUUUUUUUUUUCUGCAUUCUGUGACAAUAAUAAUUUUCUCAAUAUUAACAAAGUACUUUGACUAUCUUUACCUGGCCUAAUCUGUUUCAAAGGUGACUUACAGUUGAUGUGGCCCAUCGUGCUAUUUAGUGAUUUUUUUUCCAAUGCAAAUAAGGUACUAUGUACUGUACACAUACAGCAUAGCUUGGUACUGUCCCAAUGUCUUUUUUGAUGAUUUUCUCCAAAUUUGAAUUACCUUUUGCACUGUAGUACUUUGAAAGUUUAAAUAAAUUGUUAUCGACAUUGACCCUAUUAAGUGAAAAGUGGCUGUGAUUAAUAUAUCGCAACAAAGUCUGAAGGAAAUAAUGAGAUAAGUCACAAACACAAACUGCUUGACAAAGGCAAAUUUUACAAUGUGGGGAAAAAAUAAUGUUUUCCUUUCUUUUUAUUUUGUUUAAUGAGUCAGUAUGGUUAACACUAAAAUAAGAACAUUUAUAGGCCUGAGAUACUGGCGCCAUUAGCAAAAUUGUUAUAAUUCAAAUUAAUAUAAUGAUCUUUUAGGAUUUCUGCUACAUAACAAACUAGAAAAUGUGCUCAGUAGAUUGCAGACCUCUGCCAUGACCAAAUUGUAAUAGGUCCCUCCCUGGCCCAUGCCCCGUCUCUCCACCAAGUUUGGAGCAAAUCGGUUCAGUACUUUUAAAGUAAUCCUGCUGACAAAUAAGCAAACAAACAAACAGACACGGGCGAUCACAUAACCUCCUUGGCGGAGGUAAUAAUAAAAAGAGCUUGUAGUCAAGCAGACUUAUUGUCGUUCAACUGCAGUGAAAAAUAGAAAACAUCGGAAGCAACUUCUAAAUUUUGAAUUUCACCUUCUUAAUCUUUAAUACACGUGAAUUGUUUUAUAACCUGUCUUCAAGUUGCCUUUCCUCUUUGUGACUUUGGAACAACUAGUUAGCGAUCUUAGCUUUAACCUGAAUUCAAUAUGAUGGUCUGUUUGAUGGAAGAGAGGGUGAUCCUUAUAUUAUUUUCAUGUAUUUAGUGUGUGAGAGGUUUACAGUAUAUAGUGCAAGUCUCAACAAACAGAUGACCCUGUAUGUGUGAUUGACUUUGAAAUAUUUCCCAAUAGCGUUUGAAGCAUUGAAGAGCAGGUGUUCCUAUUAGUUUGUUGAGUAAUAUCUUUGCAUCUAACUGCAUAUGAUUACUUAAGAUAUACCUUUUUUAAGCCCAUGGUUUGUUUCACCAAAAACACAAAGUUGAAGUACUCCCUUAUGUGUUAGUGUACGUCACAGCUAGUUGGGCAGCUGGCUGUCGUCCUCCUCAAUCAAUAAUUUACCUGGCCCGCUCAUAUCGAUGGCACCUGCUCCCUUUUUCUCUUCCCCUCGCUCGCUCGCUCGCUCUCUGCGGGAAAACUGCCGAUGACAAGGGGCUAAAAGAGCUCAUUAACGAAUGACAGAAAAAAGGGAGAGCGAGGGGGGAAGGCAGUAUCACUCUAUUACACGGCUGUUACCGCUCUUUGGAACAACAGCAGAAUCGGUGGGACUGCAUUAAGGGUGACUUUCACUGCCUUAAGACGCUGAUACACACAGGACAAGGAACGCCUGAGGGACAACUUCUUCAGAAGUUUGAAUGGGAAUACAGACUCUUUACAGACGUUUGUUCUGUCUCUAACAUUCAUUUUUCAAGACUUUUUCUCUGUUUGAAGAUCAUAUUUCCCUUAGAACUGGUCACUAUGUCAGGAGCCAGCAGUGACCAGCUGCACAGAUCAACUUUAACCGUCUAUUCGGUGAGUUUAUAUCAUCUCCAUGUUUUCUGACACAUGGUUUGUGAAACUUAAUUUUAAACAGGAGGAAGAACUAUGAUGUACUGUAUAUUUAAAUGUGCCCUGGUUGGAGUUACUUCAGUGAGUAUCAUAUUAUACAUUCCAGUGUCUUUAUAGUUCAAGUGAUAAAUUUGUCUGUUUGUGUGCAUUUGUGUGUGUUUGUGUUUGUGUUUGUGUCUGUGUGUGUAUUACUGAAGAACCUAAUGGAGCACUUCAAUCCAGGCCUCCAGAAGCUUGUUGCUCUGGGAAACAGCUAUGUCAAAGCUUUCCAAGCCUUGGCUCUUUGCAGUGAGGCCUACUUCAGCGCUGUGGCUAAGAUGGGUGACCAGGCUCUUCACACGCUUUCAUCUCGCUCUCUCGGGGAUGUCCUGAUCCAGAUAUCAGACACACAGAGGAGACUCACUGCAGAGAUGGAGGGAGUGUUUCGAUGGUUCCAGAUAGAGGUGCUGCAAGCCAUGGAGAAGAAUGUGAAAUUGGAUGAGGAAUACAUUGAUGGUAGUCGCAGAGUGUAUGAGCUGGAGGUGAGGAAUCAGGCUGAGGUUUUGGAGAAACAGCUCAGACGGGGAGCCUAUAGAGACUCUCUGGAGAACAGUGAAUACAUGCUGUACCUCAGGCAGAGCCAGCAGGAGAUCCUCAAGGAGGAGGAGAGGAGGUAUCGCUUCUUGGCAGAGAAACACUGUGGCCUUACUCAGUCAUUACUCUUCCUAAUAAACAAGACCGGUGCGUCUCUUCAGCAAAAGGCAGACGGAUGGAAGGAGAAAGUGAACGAGACCAGAGGGUCCAGACCUCGGACUCCGACCCAUGUGGACCAAGAGGCACAGCUGCGAGGCUCAGUGAGUUCCCUGCUGCAGACGGUGGCCAGAGAUGAAGACAUGUCCUGGGCCAGGAGGGAGCAACAGGCACUGGGCAGAGUGCCCUCUAGAGCACCGUCUCCCCUCCCCAGCCGCUCUCGCUCCAGCUCAGUGGGGGAAUCCCUGGGUCUGGGGGGAGGGAGAGCCAUGAGAGCCCUGGUGUCUCACCCCUCCUCAUCCAACCCAAAGCUUCUGCCUUUCAACAGGGGAGAGACCGUCACCGUACUGGUCCAGGAGCCACGCAAUGGCUGGCUGUACGGACGCACUGACAGCAGCCUGCGUCAGGGCUGGUUCCCUGCUGCUUAUGUGGCGCCCGUUGAAGAUUUCUCCAACACUUUAGCGACAAGUGGUGGUUCUCUAAGAAGCCACAGUAUGAACAAUCUGCUGGACCCCACUGACACCUACAAUGACCAGUCGGAGAGCAAGAGCUAUGGAGAUGUCCCGCCCCCGGUCACGCCCAACCGUAGGGCGUCUGUAGACUUCCGGCCGAUCUCCCCGCUCCCCGAGAAGAAGGCCGAACCAGGGACAGAGAUAAAGCUCGGUCAACCGAGGAGCCACACUGAACACCCGCCUCCACCUCCUCCACCGCCGCCUCCUCCGACGAAUCAGAAUCUUCGAAGGGACUCUGCAGACUUUCGGCCAAUCUCUCCCCUCCCUGACAGGAAGGGCGAAUCAACAUCUGAUGUCCAGGCGUUAUCGACCCAUGGGCCACCUGAAAACCCCCUGUUUCCCAGAGGCACAAACCCAUUUGCCACUGUAAAGCUUCGCCCCACAACGACCAAUGACAGAUCUGCUCCUCAGAUCCACUGAUCCAUCAGCACUCAUGCAGGCAGGGUUUGUAACCGAGGCCGCUAGAUCAGGUUGUGGAGGCAGGAUACAUAUUUUGGUGUCUGGAGAAUGUAAUGACAUCUCAGAAAUGCGAAGGCUCUGAGACAGAAGGGCAGGGGAAGGUUUGGUUGUUUUUUUUGUACAGCGUUAGAUAAGAGGAGGUAUUUACUGUACCACGAGCAGAAGUAAUACUGUAGUACAUCUGAAAUCAUAAUCAUCUAAAUCAUAAACGUUUAAAAGUAGUUGUUUUAUCAACUCUCUGUACAGUAAUUAAGUUUUUAUGUUGAUAGGUGUUUGUUUCUUUUGGUAAAAAUAUGAAAGAAAUAGGCUUAUUUGCUUUUUGGUUGAGAGUUAGAUGAGAAUAUCGAUACCACUCUCAAAUCUGUCUGCUAACUAUGAGGCUACAGCUAGCGGCUGGUUAGGUUGACAUGAAGACUGGAAACAAGAAGAAACACCCAGCCUGCCUCUGUCUGGAUGUAACAAAUCCGCCCACCAGCAACUUAUUUAUUUAUUUUUUACCCCUGGAUAGAGCCAGCCUAGCUGUUUUUCGCCUGCUUCUAGUCUUUCUGCUAAGCUAAGCUACCUGGCUGGUGGCGUCAGCAACAUAGUAGGUGCAUUGACGUGAGAGCGGGAUGGAUUUUCUCAUCUAAAUCUAGGCGAGCAAAGCAAAUAACUGUAUUUCCCAGCCUUUAAGAUGAUGGCGGCAUUUGUUUAAUUUUUUGCUUAAGCUGUUGCGUGUCUUGUUCUCAUUCUAAACUCAUUUUGUGAGAAAAUGAAUCCCAAAUCAGAAUAUUCAUGCUCAUGUGAUACAGGACUGAUCUGACAGAUCUAAACAUAAAAAUGUAAUCCUUUCAAAUCCGACUUGGGCCAACUUUAUUCUUUGAGGUACGUAUUGGAUUUUCCUUCAGACUCACCCUUGGGCAGCAGCUGCUCAACUAGUCAUUAUAAAUUUGUAAUACUCUACACUGUUGUGUGAUUGACAUGUUUUGCAUUGUUCAGUGCAUUGUAUUUUGUGAGUUUAAUGUUUUGUGUCCGCUGUGAGUAACAAUAAGUAAAGAGACAUUUACUAGUCAACUUUUU